AUGUCGGAAUCCGACGAAUAUCGUGCCAACUCAUACUUCGGCUCGCUCAUCGAGACCAUGCUCAGUUUGUUCAUGUCCAUCUCUGACGGCGUGAGUUGGGAGAAUGUGAUCUCACCCCUUCUCCACAUCUCGCCGGUUUGGGGGAUCCUCUAUACCUUCUAUGUCUCGUUUAUCUACUUCGCAGUCCUGAAUGUCUUGACCGCGGUUUUCUGCCAAACGGCAAUCGAAAGUGCGCAGAACGAUCAUGCCACAGCGAUCCAUUCCAUCAUGGCCCACAAGGAGUCGCACCUGGAAAAGAUUCGCAUCCUCUUCUCAGAACUUGGAGACGAGAGAAGUGACGUCAUCACCUACGCCAUGCUAGAGCGAAAGAUGAUGGCGCCUGAAACACAGCGAUACUUCGAAUCCCUGGGACUCGAAAUCUGGGAUGUGUGGACCUUCUUCAAGCUCUUGGACCACGAUCAAGACGGAAAUGUCCAUCUCGAGCAAUUUCUGGAGGGAUGCCUCCGGCUCCGUGGUCAAGCGAGCUCCGUGGAUGUUGCGCGGCUGAUCCAUGACCAGACGUGGUUGAUCUCUACCCAAGGCAGCUUCCAGAGCUUCGUGGAGACUGAGCUGAGGAGCCUGAGGCAGGAGCUCCGAACAUCGAAAGCAGCGUCGCCGGGGCCGAGCCGCUCUCCAAACCGGGCCUAA
Molecule: messenger RNA, 687 nt
Organism: Symbiodinium necroappetens
Lineage: Eukaryota; Dinophyceae; Suessiales; Symbiodiniaceae
Source: the annotation of a GenBank genome assembly